Molecule: messenger RNA, 649 nt
Organism: Brachypodium distachyon (stiff brome)
Lineage: Eukaryota; Viridiplantae; Streptophyta; Magnoliopsida; Poales; Poaceae
Exons: 2
Coding region: 55-549 (164 amino acids)
Source: RefSeq, a predicted model, not a curated record
GUCAAUACGGCGCCCCGCCGGAGGCGGAGGAAGCGGUCAGUUCGAGCAGUGGCAAUGGCCGGUCGCCGCGUUAUCGUCGGCGAGGCCAACGCCAAUGCGGCGCCCUGGCUGAGGCGCAUGGGCCCCGGAGGUAGCGGCCGGCUCAGGCUGCGGUGGCGCAAUGGCAGUCGCGCGCGCGAGCCAAUGCGGGGAAGGACGAGGCGGCGGUCCGGCCGUGCUCUGGCGUCGUCAGAUCCCCUGAACCCAUGCCAUCCGAGGAGAUUCCACUCCAGGAUCUCCAAUUGUCCAUGGUCCCGAUCUGAGCCCAGAUCAGGGAAUGGAGAAUGGACAGACCGCAGUGGUGUGAUGAUGUGGCGGCUCGCGGGGACGGCCUCCUCGGCACUGCACCAAUACAGGUGCGGCCUCCUCGCUCCUCGGAUCAGCACCCUCGUCGGAGACGGGCGGCAGGCGCUCGCUCCUCGCUGGGUUUGUUUCUGGAGCAAGGAGCGGGAGGCGGAGACGCAGUGGCGUGCCCGCGCCGGGAGAUGCGGAAGAAGCGGCGGCGGCUGAAGUGGAUAGCUGCGACGGCCGUGGACAGGGGUUUCGAGCGGCGGCGCUAAUUCAGUCUGAAGGAACGUGAACCAGGGAGGGGAUCGAUUUUUUUCGGGAC